This is a messenger RNA of Enterobius vermicularis (human pinworm), 666 nucleotides long. Lineage: Eukaryota; Metazoa; Nematoda; Chromadorea; Rhabditida; Oxyuridae. The record is from the annotation of a GenBank genome assembly.
GUUCAACACUGUUGGAGAAAACCAUACAUGAAUAAGGAAGAACCAGUAAUUCUUGAAGAGAACUUGCCUUCUUUGGACCCUUUCGAGGUAUUCGACGUAUGGUUCAAAAAUGUAGCCUCAAAAGCUAAUGUUUCUUUUGAGGAAGUUAAUGCUGCCUGUGUUUCAACCUGCUUAAACGGCAAACCGUCUUCACGGAUGGUUUUAAUGAAGGAAUAUGACAAAAAAGGGUUUUCAUUUUAUACAAGUUAUGAUAGUAGGAAAGGUAAAGAACUUGAAGCAAAUCCCUACGCCUGUAUUUUAUUCUACUGGCCAAAAGUCGAUCGUCAGAUACGAAUAGAGGGGAAGGUUGAAAAACUACCGAUACAGAUGGCUGAUAAUUACUGGAAUUCACGACCUUUAAAAAGCAGGAUUGGAUCGAAAGCUAGUGACCAAAGCACUGUUAUUCCAAACCGUCAGUACUUAAUUGAUAAAAGACAGGAGUUAACAAAACUUGCCGAGGAAAAAGGUGAAGGUGCGAUUACAAGACCGACUUCGUGGGGCGGUUAUCGUGUUAUCCCGAAUUACUUUGAGUUCUGGCAAGGUCAGUCAGAUCGCGUCCACGACAGGAUAGUUUUUGAGCUGGUAGAUGAUGGGAAAAAAUGGAUUAGAAAACGUUUAUCUCCUUAG